Molecule: messenger RNA, 408 nt
Organism: Penicillium subrubescens
Lineage: Eukaryota; Fungi; Ascomycota; Eurotiomycetes; Eurotiales; Aspergillaceae
Exons: 2
Coding region: 1-408 (135 amino acids)
Molecular function (GO): dioxygenase activity
Source: RefSeq, a predicted model, not a curated record
AUGCGAUACUUGCACUACCCAGCACAACCAAAAGAUGAAGAUGAGCGAUUGAACUGGGGGAUUGGUGCUCACACUGACUUUGGCUGCGUGACCCUGCUUCUCCAAGAUGAAGUGGACGGUCUUCAAGUUUUGGACGCACCUUCGGGACAAUGGCUUGAUGUUAAACCAGUAGAGGGGGCCUACGUUGUGAAUCUCGGAGACCUUUUCUUGCGCAUGGCCAAUGAUAAAUACAAGUCCAAUAUCCAUCGGGUGAUCAACAAAUCUGGCCAGGAGAAAUACUCAAUUCCGUUUUUCUUCAGCGGGAACCCUGAUUACCUUUUGCGAGUGCCUUCCCAAUUGCCGGGCGCCGGACGAGCCUGCGAAAUAUCCGCCAAUUACAGUCCAAGACAUGAUGACGGGGGCUUAUAA